Nothoprocta perdicaria is the source of this 2849-nucleotide messenger RNA. RefSeq names its product syntaxin 16 (gene STX16). Gene Ontology annotation, cellular component: membrane; SNARE complex; endomembrane system. The transcript is spliced from 9 exons. Gene Ontology annotation, biological process: vesicle fusion; vesicle-mediated transport; intracellular protein transport. NCBI's taxonomy places the organism in Eukaryota, Metazoa, Chordata, Aves, Tinamiformes, Tinamidae. The record is from RefSeq and is a predicted model, not a curated record. Gene Ontology annotation, molecular function: SNAP receptor activity; SNARE binding. Bases 35 to 1015 code for a protein of 326 amino acids.
CCGCCCCGGGCUCUGCCCCGGCCGGCCGGCGGCCAUGGCCACCCGGCGUCUAACGGACGCGUUCUUGUUGUUGCGGAACAACGCGGUGCAGAGCCGGCAGCUGCUGGCCGAGCAAGUGAGUAGUUACGGCUCCUCCAGCCCUCUGGGGCCACGUAGCAUGGCUGCUGCGGAGCUGGAUGAGCUUGCUGAUGAUCGUAUGGCACUGGUGUCAGGAAUAAGUUUAGAUCCUGAAGCAGCAAUUGGUGUAACAAAGCGCUUACCUCCCAAAUGGGUUGAUGGAGCAGAAGAAAUUCAAUAUGAUAUCGCCAGGGUUAAACAGAAGAUGAAAGAAUUAGCCAGUCUUCAUGAUAAACAUCUAAACAGACCAACAUUGGAUGACAGCAGUGAAGAAGAACAUGCAAUAGAAAUAACCACUCAAGAGAUAACACAGUUAUUUCACAGGUGUCAGAGAGCAGUCCAAGUCUUGCAGAGCAGGUCACGCAGUUGUACAGAACAAGAACAACGUGUUCUCAGGAAUGUAGUGUCUUCCUUAGCACAGUCCCUUCAGGACCUAUCCACCAACUUUAGGCAUGCACAGUCUGACUAUCUAAAACGCAUGAAGAACAGAGAAGAAAGAUCCAAGCACUUUUUUGACACAUCCGUUCCACUUAUGGAUGAUGGUGAAGACAAUACACUUUAUGAUAGGGGUUUUACAGAUGACCAGCUAGCACUGGUGGAGCAAAACACGUUAAUGGUCGAAGAACGGGAACGAGAAAUCCGUCAGAUUGUACAGUCUAUCUCUGAUCUCAAUGAAAUAUUUAGGGACCUGGGAGCAAUGAUAGUAGAACAGGGAACAGUUCUAGAUAGAAUUGACUACAAUGUUGAACAGUCAUGUAUCAAAACUGAAGAGGGCCUAAAACAGUUACAUAAGGCUGAGCAAUAUCAAAAGAAGAAUCGGAAGAUGCUUGUUAUUUUAAUUUUGUUYGUUUUAGUAGUUGUCCUUAUUGUUGUUCUUAUUGCUGUAAAGUCRCACUAGGUUUCACUUUUCUUAAUUUUUUGGAUUUUGUGAACUGUUUUUCCCAAUGUGAAUGGAUGGACCUGCACUCYAGAAAGCUGCCUUUGAAUGUAUAAGCCCUCGCGGUACAAAGCUUGUGCAAUGCUUCRGAAGAGCUCGUUUGGAAGGACUUUGGAAGUACAAGUUUGGUCAUCUGUGAGGUGUUUGUAAAGGCUAUAAGGAAAAUACCAGGAAUUUGGUGAUCCUCUGAAAUGGAUUAUCUGGCUCCUUAUCCAGGGGUAUUUGGAAACAUAGAACAUAAAUGUCAAUUUCAUAUUUCUUUUUGUUAAUGUGUACAGUAAGUGUGUUUUUGUGACCAAAACUGUUUUUUCAGUCAUCUUAUGUCACUGUUAUCAUGGGCUUCAAAUUUAAACCAUGUUCCUGAGUCAUGGGGCUCAAUAACACAAACAGAUCUGGAUAUAAGAUGCAUUAAAAGAAGCACAAAAAUGUUUGACUUUUGGUUCAGACUCAACGCCACCAAAAACUGGAUAGACUGCUAAAAAGGAAAGCUUUUAAAAAUGAGAACCUAAUCCAACCCUAUGAUCUUAAUUUAGAUAUUGCACCAUUACAAAGAAUCAGAAUAGUACUUAAUCUUGUAAAUAGCAAGAUCUAAUCAUUGACAUAAUGUAGCAUACUUAGUUAAUUACAAAAUUUUCUAAGCUUGAGUAAUCAUGGGAAUGUUUUCCCUCUUCAGAAAGAUGCCAUGGUGGUUUUCAUGUACAGUUUUUUUUAAUAUAGUUUACAAGCAUUACAUUGAAACAGUGAUAAAGUUGAAGCCAGAAAAUACAGGAAUUACCUUUUAGCCUGCUAUAUCAUCUGGCCUGCUAUAGCAGAUCUGGGAUAUUUCAUUCUACUGUUGUUGCAUAAGCUGUUUAUUUUACAGUACCUCUGCCCUGCCUCUGCAAGUUGGUAAACUUGCAUUAAAAAAAAACAUGACUUCACUACAGUAUAUAUUGCAUUCAUUCUUCUUGACAGAAUAUUACUUUUUCAAACCCCUACCUGGAGGAGAGCAUGUUAAUAGUCUUGUACUGACCAAGACAGCUGUUGAGCAACUGACAGGUAUUAGGCCUAAGUACAGAUUUUUUUUCUAAUAUUUCUUGCAGUUUAAAAAUUUGACUGUGGGCUGUGAAAUAAAAUAAGGAAACAUUUUAGUAAUAGAUUAUUCAUGAUUUAAUUCAGGCCUGAAGUGAUGUGCAAUUUUAGAAGGCCUUGUCUUAAUAUUUUUAGUACUUUUUUUUUUGUGGAUUGUUUUUGCUUGAAGGACUGUAAUUUUUAUUUCCUUUUGUGACGGAUACGGUAAUCCCCAUAAACUUGCAGGGUUAAUCUGCARAAGGCCUCUGAUGUAUGUACAGUUUCGUAAUAUUAAUGAUUCUGAUGUUGCAUAUGGGAAAUAAGAGUCUUGUGCCUGCCCUGAGCUGCUGUUUUUACUGUGUGUAUAUAGUGAGGAGGACCUAAGGCAGCCCGGCUCUAAGCUCAGUGCAGGAACAGACCUGACAAGUCUACAGAGACAUGAAAGCCUCAGCUUUUUGUGUGGCUUAUUGUGAAAAGCUUUGUACUCCCCUUAUUACCUCUGGACAAAGGGGGUUUUGAACUUCCAAAACUGCCAGUUCAAACCCUUGAUUGAAUUCACAGAGUAAAUUGGUAAAAGAAGGAAUGAUGCUUUAGCUGGGUGUGCAGCUUCCAURUUUUGGUAUAGAUCUUUUCAUUGAUCAUGAGUAAAACUACUGUCUCCCUGGUGUGCUGUCUACAUCUUCUGGUGUGAAGCAGCAAAUUGCUAUAAUUUAAUAUGCUGUAUUUGCAACUUUCUAACAUGAGA